Molecule: messenger RNA, 366 nt
Organism: Paramuricea clavata
Lineage: Eukaryota; Metazoa; Cnidaria; Anthozoa; Malacalcyonacea; Plexauridae
Source: the annotation of a GenBank genome assembly
AUGGACGGGAAAACCCAUGAGUGUCGAAAAUACACUUGGGAAGAAGUUCGCCGUCAUAACACCGCAACAGACUGUUGGGUUGUUAUCGAUGGAAAAGUAUACAACGUUAGCAAAUGGCUAAAAUUUCAUCCUGGCGGAGUCUUGCCCCUACUCUAUUCGGCCGGCCAAGAUUGUAGCAGUGUGUUCAAAGCCUUUCAUCCAUUCUCCUGGAUAAGGGAAAAGCGUCUGCCGCCGUUCUACAUCGGCGAUAUAAGCGAGCCAGACAAGGAAGGAGUUAAAGAGUCUGAAAUCUCAAGCGAACUGGAUAAAAUUCAGGAAGAAAUAGUGAAAGAAGGCGGCUAUGAGACGCAUUGUAAGUUGAUUUAA